AUGAAGGACCCGGUCACGGCGCCCACGGGGAUCACCUACGACCGGGGCAGCCUCGAGGGGUGGCUCUCCCGCGGCCGCGCCACCUGCCCUGUCACCGACUCGGCGACCUGGCCCCCAACCACGCCACGCGCCAACCAGGCCGAGCGCGUGCCCACGCCAAAGGUGCCCGUCGCCGAUGCCGACGCCGACGCCGCGGAGGUGCUCACGGCUGUGUCCGCCGCCGCCAGGCGCGGCGACGCGGCAGCGUGCGGGGCCGUGGCUGCCAGGGCCAGGGCGCUCGGCGCCGUCCACCUCGCCGCGCUUAUUGAUGGCGUGUAA
Messenger RNA from Lolium perenne, 318 nucleotides. Lineage: Eukaryota; Viridiplantae; Streptophyta; Magnoliopsida; Poales; Poaceae. The record is from RefSeq and is a predicted model, not a curated record.